AAUUUCUCCAUGGCUACCUCUCUUCCUUCCUUAAUCCAAAUAAUAUUCCUUUCUCUAAUACUCUUUGCCUCAGUAUACACAUGUUUUUUCAAACAGAGGAGGCUAAAGCUUCCUCCCGGUCCUAUGAGAUUACCCAUCAUUGGAAACCUCCACCAGUUGCUAGGCAUAGGCAACACGUUGCCCCAUCAAACAUUAGGGCGACUUUCUCACCAAUAUGGACCACUCAUGUUCUUGCAACUCGGGUGCAUUCCAACUUUGGUGGUCUCCUCUGCUGAAGUGGCUAAAGAAAUCUUCAAAACUCAAGAUAUUAUCUUCUCCGGAAGACCGGUCUUGUACGCUGCAAACAAGCUCGGCUACAACGGCUCUACUGUCUCAUUCGCUCCUUAUGGCGAUUACUGGCGAGAGAUGAGAAAGAUCGUUAUCUUAGAACUUCUUGGUCAAAAGAGAGUUCGAGCAUUUCAGGCUGUGAGGGAAAAAGAGGUCAGAACUUUGAUUAAUACUAUAACUGCUACUGCUACUUCUUCGAGUUCUGGUAUCGUUAAUCUCAGUGAACUCACGUUUACUUUGACGAAUAACGUUGUUUGUGGAGUUGCUUUUGGAAAGAAGUACGAUGGUUCUGAUGAUCAUCGUGAAAAUGGGAGGAGUGGAUUUCGUGAGUUACUUUUUGAAACGCAGAAUGUACUUGGUGGUUUUUGCAUGGCUGACUUUUAUCCACGGUGGUUAACUUGGGUCAACAAGUUCAAUGGUCUUGAACGAAGGGUUAACAAGUGUUUUAGAGACUUGGAUAACUUUUAUGAUAAAGUGAUUGAAGAGCAUCAUCAUUUUGAUCCCGAUCAAACUAAACAUGAAGAUGUUGUUCAUGUUCUACUUCAACUUCAGAAUGAUCCCAACCAAGCCUUAAAAAUCAACAACGACCAAAUCAAGGGUGUUAUAACUGACUUAUUCAAUGCUGGGACUGAUACAACAUCAGCAGCACUAGUAUGGAUAAUGGCAGAGCUUAUUCUGAAUCCGAAAGCCAUGAAAAGAGCACAAAAAGAGGUGAGGGAAGUGGCUGAGGGAAAAGCAUUUGUAGAGGAAAGCCAACUUUCGAAACUAAACUACAUAAAAUUAGUCAAGAAGGGUGGGUUCAGACUCCACCCUCCUGCACCAUUACUAGCUCCAAGAGAAACCACAGAGUUUUGCAGAGUAAGAGGGUAUGACAUUCCAUCAGGAACAAGGGUGUUUGUCAACGCUGGAGAGAUUGGGAGGGACUCGAAGUACUGGGAGAAGCCUAACGAGUUCUUGCCUGAGAGGUUCAUGGAGAGCUCAGUUGACUAUAGAGGAAAACACUUUGAGUUGUUGCCGUUUGGUGUUGGAAGGAGAGGGUGUCCUGGGAUUAACUUUGCUACGGUGUUGAUUGAGCUUGCACUUGCUAAUCUGUUGUGUCGUUUUAAUUGGGAGCUUCCCAAUGGGUUGGAAAGAGAGGAUUUGGAUAUGGAAGAAGUGUUUGGUCUUACGAUGAAUAAGAAAAUUCCUCUAUGCCUAGUUGCCAAGGUUGUUGAUCUUUGAGUAUAUAGUAUGCCUUAUAAGAUGCUGGGGAAAAAUAGUACUAGCCGUGUCGGUAUGCUAUUUUCAAUUGACUUUUCUACGAUGGCAGGUAGUUUUUGUCUCGUCUAAUUUAAUUAGAUAAUGUUAUGAUAAUGAUUUAAGUUACAAGACAUUGUGCUAUUGGUAUAUUGAUAGGUCACAUAUGUGAUGUGUACCUGGGGAAAAAUAGUACUAGCCGUGUCGGUAUGCUAUUUUCAAUUGACUUUUCUACGAUGGCAGGUAGUUUUUGUCUCGUCUAAUUUAAUUAGAUAAUGUUAUGAUAAUGAUUUAAGUUACAAGACAUUGUGCUAUUGGUAUAUUGAUAGGUCACAUAUGUGAUGUGUACCUGUCGUCGUGUAUAUGAUUAUAAUAGUUGGAUUAACUAUA
Humulus lupulus (European hop) is the source of this 1953-nucleotide messenger RNA. Its product is annotated as cytochrome P450 71A9-like. Bases 10 to 1548 code for a protein of 512 amino acids. The record is from RefSeq and is a predicted model, not a curated record. Gene Ontology annotation, molecular function: monooxygenase activity; iron ion binding; oxidoreductase activity, acting on paired donors, with incorporation or reduction of molecular oxygen. Lineage: Eukaryota; Viridiplantae; Streptophyta; Magnoliopsida; Rosales; Cannabaceae. The transcript is spliced from 2 exons.